UAUGAAGACCCAGCAGUCCUCUACGAGGCCAUCCAGUCCUUCAAGAAGAAGGUAGUCAUCUGCCACGAGGGCGACCCGGCCUGGCGGGGCGCAGUGCUGUCCAAUAAGGAAGAGCUGCUCACCCUGUGGCACGUGGUGGAUGAGGGCGCCGACGAGUACAAGGUCAUCACGCUCCACAGAAGCUUCCUGAGCUUCAAGGUGAUCAAGAGGAAUGUUCUGGAAGGAGCACUGGCUGGCAAGUUAACAAGGAAUGCAUCCGAGGACUUUGGGCUGGACAGCAGCAGGAGCUCAUAUUUCUUGGCAACCGCAAUCCAGAGCACGGCAGCAUCCAGAACAAAUAAGCAGGUCCUGCAGAACUUGAUUAACUCCUCCUGCGAUCAGCCCCUGGGGUACCCCAUGUAUGUCUCCCCACUAACCACAUCCUACCUAGGGACCCACAAGCAGCUGAAGAACGUCUGGGGUGGACCCAUCACUUUGGACAGAAUUAGGAGCUGGUUCUGGACCAAGUGGGUAAGGAUGCGGAAGGAUUGCAAUGCCCGCUAGCACAGUGGCGGCAACAUUGAAGACGUGGACGGAGGAGGGGCCCCGACGACAGGUGGCAACAAUGCCCCGAGUGGUGCCAGCCAGGAGAGCAGCACAGAACAGCCCAGAAAAGGUGGUGCUCAGCACAGGGUGUCAUCCUGUGAAGGGACACAGAGAACAGGUGGGUGCAGUGG
This is a messenger RNA of Piliocolobus tephrosceles (Ugandan red Colobus), 716 nucleotides long. RefSeq names its product pecanex-like protein 2. The annotation marks the transcript as partial. The record is from RefSeq and is a predicted model, not a curated record. Gene Ontology annotation, cellular component: membrane. NCBI's taxonomy places the organism in Eukaryota, Metazoa, Chordata, Mammalia, Primates, Cercopithecidae. The transcript has 4 exons.